This is a messenger RNA of Electrophorus electricus (electric eel), 4285 nucleotides long. RefSeq names its product solute carrier family 17 member 6a (gene slc17a6a). Gene Ontology annotation, cellular component: excitatory synapse; synaptic vesicle membrane. NCBI's taxonomy places the organism in Eukaryota, Metazoa, Chordata, Actinopteri, Gymnotiformes, Gymnotidae. Gene Ontology annotation, molecular function: L-glutamate transmembrane transporter activity; neurotransmitter transmembrane transporter activity. Gene Ontology annotation, biological process: regulation of synapse structure or activity; neurotransmitter loading into synaptic vesicle; synaptic transmission, glutamatergic. The record is from RefSeq and is a predicted model, not a curated record.
UACAUUUGUAAAUGAGAGUGACAGAGGAGGGAUAGCGCGCAUGCUUUGUGCGCGUCACUCCUGUCAGCGGGUACCUGGAACAGCUGGGUUUACACGCGCUUUCUCUGUCCACGGUUGUGAAAGCUCCCAGGCUGCCUAAUUUUAAACUUAAAUAUAGUAUUAGCAUCCAUUUUUCACGAUGUAUAAAACCAUUGUGUGAUAUAUGUACAUAUCUAAAUACGUGAUGUCUCUGAUUUUAGCAUUUUAAAGAAUAAUUUCAAGGUUUACUCUCCAGUGACGAUGGACAAACGAGGAUUAACUGAACUCGAGGGAAAGGAAAACUUCAAGGACAUUUUAAUUGCUGCAAAAGAAGACCAUAUCUGAACGCUUGCAUGUGUAGGCGUUGGAACAGAUCAUACUCACGUGGGGAUUAAAAAACGAAUGCCGAUUUUUGCUUGUCCAAAUACUCAAAUCGUCGAGUUUUAUGCACUAAAGGAAUAUGCACCCUACAACUCAUUCAAACUGAAAGCCGAUACUGCAAUCUGAUAAUAACGAGCGAAACAACACAUUAGGAUAUGGAUACCCUGAAAGAGCGAGUUUUUGCCCCUAGUAAGGCGGGACUGAAGAAUCUCGCGGGGAAGACGCUAGGACAUAUACACAGGGUUGUGGAAAAGAAGCAGAAAACUGGUGAAGUAAUAGAGCUAACGGAAGAUGGCCGUCCAUCCGAGAUAACUGAGAAAAAAGCCCCCUUGUGUGACUGCACGUGUUUUGGCCUCCCUCGCCGUUAUAUCAUAGCCAUCAUGAGUGGUCUUGGUUUCUGUAUUUCAUUCGGUAUCCGUUGUAACCUGGGGGUCGCCAUCGUGGACAUGGUCAACAACAGCACUGUCCACCGGGGCGGCAAGAUUAUCGUAAAAGAGAAAGCAAAAUUUAACUGGGAUCCAGAGACAGUCGGGAUGAUCCACGGCUCGUUUUUCUGGGGAUACAUCGUGACACAGAUCCCGGGAGGAUACAUCUCCUCUAGGCUGGCAGCGAACAGGGUGUUUGGUGCUGCUAUCCUGUUGACAUCAACACUCAACAUGUUUAUUCCUUCUGCUGCACGUGUGCACUAUGGUUGUGUCAUAUUCGUGAGGAUAUUACAAGGCCUUGUUGAGGGUGUGACCUAUCCAGCAUGCCAUGGUAUCUGGAGCAAAUGGGCUCCACCCUUAGAAAGAAGUCGCUUGGCUACCACUUCUUUUUGUGGUUCCUAUGCUGGGGCUGUAGUAGCCAUGCCUCUGGCUGGAAUCCUUGUGCAGUAUUCAGGCUGGUCCUCUGUAUUCUACAUUUAUGGGAGUUUUGGUAUUCUUUGGUACAUGUUUUGGAUUCUUGUGUCUUAUGAGAGCCCAGCAGAGCACCCCACUAUUACAGAUGAAGAGCGACGCUACAUAGAGGAAAGCAUUGGAGAAGGAGCCAAAUUGCUUGCGGCAACAGAGAAAUUUAAGACACCCUGGAGGAAAUUUUUUACCUCCAUGCCCGUCUAUGCAAUCAUCGUGGCCAACUUCUGCAGGAGCUGGACCUUCUAUCUCCUGCUCAUCAGCCAGCCAGCGUAUUUUGAGGAGGUGUUUGGCUUUGAGAUCAGUAAGGUUGGCAUGCUCUCUGCGCUACCCCACCUGGUCAUGACUAUCAUAGUGCCCAUAGGUGGCCAACUCGCUGACUUUCUGCGCAGCAAGAAUAUCCUGUCCACCACCACUGUCAGGAAGAUCAUGAACUGUGGAGGAUUUGGGAUGGAGGCUACUCUGCUACUGGUAGUUGGCUUCUCCCACAGUAAAGGCGUAGCCAUCUCAUUUCUGGUGCUAGCAGUGGGUUUUAGUGGCUUUGCCAUAUCAGGCUUCAAUGUGAAUCACCUAGACAUAGCACCCAGGUAUGCCAGCAUACUGAUGGGUAUAUCCAAUGGAGUUGGUACACUGUCUGGUAUGGUUUGCCCCCUCAUAGUGGGUGCCAUGACCAAAAACAAGACCCGUGAGGAGUGGCAAAAUGUGUUCUUGAUUGCCUCGCUGGUGCAUUACGGCGGCGUGGUGUUCUACGGGAUCUUUGCCUCAGGUGAGAAGCAGCCAUGGGCCGAUCCAGAGGAGACCAGUGAGGAGAAGUGCGGCUUCAUUGAUGAAGAUGAGCUGGCUGAGGAAACCGGUGACAUCACACUAAGCCAUGCUCCACUGGGAGCCCAGGGAGCCUUCGGGCCCCCCCCGAAAUCAUAUGGAGCCACAACUCAGCUGAAUGGGGGAUGGGCAGAGGGAUAGUAUAAAAAGGGGGAAUACAUUCAGGAGGGAGCAGAGCCAACCUAUCCUCAUGGUAGAGAUGGAUAUUCAUAGAAUAUUUAGGGAUGGAUUACGUGGGUCACUACAGAAGUUUUAAAAACCUGAAAAGAAUUAAAUGGUUGUGGUGACUGAUCUGAAACUAUCUGCAUAUAGUUUGCAGUGAUGCAAACUGCAAAGUUAAUAAAGGGGGAAUGGGUGAGACAAAUUCUGAAAUUAUGAAGCAGGAAGCAAGAAAGAUAAUUACUUAAACAGCUAUUGUAUACAUAGAAAAGGGACUUAUAGAUAAUUUAUUAUAAAUGUAACAAAGUCUUUAUUAAUCAAAGAAUGUAAAAUAGUUUGGAAAUCAGUUACCGUAUUUAAAAAGGUCUUUCAUAGAAUGGUAUGAGAGAGUUCAGGAAGUGUUCAAAUAAAGACAGGUUGGGUCCUAUUAUAUUUUACUCAACAUUUUGUUUAACAUUUUGACCUUAAAUAAAUUAUAAGAUUGUAUAAUAUGAUAAACAGAUAUGUACUAAUUAUAAAUAUAUAUACAAAUGGUUACACAAUAUAGUUCAUAAAUUAACAAUUCUAGAGAAUAUUCAUAUUCUCAUUCACAUUUCAUAUUUAAUGUAUAUUUGAUCCUGAAAUUGUUCUCCAUAAAAGAGGGGAUGUGUAGUUUUUAUCAGUUGACACAUCACUAGUAAAACAGAAUAUUCCAGAGUGUUGUUGGUUGACAUGAUGAUGAGCAAGUGCAUUUUUGCCAUUGUAGAUUUUGAUCUUUUGGAUUUAUAAAAAUAGGCAACAGUAGGUUUUACCUAAAAUACCUUAAAUGCUGUACACUAUAAACUGGUCCACUUAUUUGGGAUCUAAUCCUUAAAGCAAAAUGAAAAGUACAUUGAUUGAUACUUAAAUGGCGAAUUAUUGUUUAUUUAUUUAUUUCUCAGAAAGAAUAUAUGGUAUAAAUUUGAAGAACAUAUUGAUGUACUUACAUAUGUCAGUAAAUUAAGAGGUGUAACAAUGUAUUAACGUUCAAAUGUCUGACAGUUCUUUUGAUUACAUGUUUGAGGUGCCCUCUUAUACCCAUUGUGGCACAAAUCUAAUUUUACAGCAUUAAUUUGAUUCAUUUUACAUAUGUACUUCAAGGAGAUGUGUGUGGUAUGAGAUCUGUAUUGCCUUUCCAAUACAAUCCUGUACUCUAGCACUGAGGCAGUCUAGCAAGUAUUUCUUCAAGAAAGCGAUUUAAUUUCUUGUGUUUAUAUAGAUCUACUGUUUCUGUGAGACUGCUGGGAAGUUGUGUUGGUGAUCUGUAUGCUUCUUGCAGUGCAAAGGCUAUAUUUUUCAUAGACAGAACCAUAUGAAGGCUCACAAUUUUAAAGUAUAUUGAGAUGUCAAACAAAGCAUGCUAUAUAUGUUGUCCAACUGAAAACUCAAUGAAACCUUCAUACAAAUGCUUUGUGACUAACAUUUUCUGCUGUAAUCAUCAUUGAAAGUUGGUUUAAUGUUUGAUAGAAUUUCUUGCAGAUACCAUCUUUAAGUCCAAUGUGUGCUUGAUAUGCUACCCAGGACAAGUGUAAGACUGCUUUUCAAUGGCUGAAUUGAUUGAUGAGAAAAAAAAAAAAUCUUGUUACAUGGAAAACGAUACAUUGCAAUAAGUUAAUGGGAGUGGUAACCAUUAUAGCACAUAAAAUAUAAUGUGAAUCUAAGUCAUUUUAUAUUAGUUGUAUAUGGUGUGAUGUGAAGAGUUAAAACUAAUGUGGAAUUAUAAAAGAAAGGUGUAAAUCCAGCAUUUCGCUUUCAGGGGACAGAUCUUACAAUGUCUGCAACAGCUUGGGGGAGUUUGUUGCAGUUUUCUGAAAAUGUGCCAUAAUUUCAUUCUCUCUAGUCGGGCUAGCUGUUUCAUUUUUGUGCCACUAUGAACUAGCCAAAGCCCUUUAUACAUAUAUGUAUUUGGGUCAAAUAUGAUGCGUGUUAGUGUUCACAAAAAAUAAAAAUAAAAACAGCAUUAAAUGUCAUUUUAUUGUGGAGAUAUUCAGAUAUAU